Morone saxatilis (striped sea-bass) is the source of this 5614-nucleotide messenger RNA. RefSeq names its product beta-1,4-N-acetyl-galactosaminyl transferase 3b (gene b4galnt3b). Bases 380 to 3700 code for a protein of 1106 amino acids. Gene Ontology annotation, cellular component: Golgi cisterna membrane. NCBI's taxonomy places the organism in Eukaryota, Metazoa, Chordata, Actinopteri, Moronidae. Gene Ontology annotation, molecular function: acetylgalactosaminyltransferase activity. The record is from RefSeq and is a predicted model, not a curated record. The transcript has 20 exons.
AAGAGCGGGGGUGAGAUUUCAUCGCUCACUCCGUUGUUUGAGCUACUUCGUGUGCGCAUAGUGCUGGACCAGCCGGAGCAGAGGUCAGGACGGGGAGCUCUCUGUGUGAGAUACGGAAGCACCGAGGAAGCCCCCUUUGAUAGAGCUGCUCAGUGUUAUACAGAACCGGCCGGCUUUCCCUCGGUGGGGCAUGGUGAGUUUUUUUUGCGGGAUGAGAGCCACCAGGGGCCGCGCACAUUGGGGAUAUCCAGGGCGCCUGUAGUGUGCACCCACUGGGAGCAGCGGUGGGGUGGCAGGCUGGUGGUCGGUCCCUUCCUGAUGACAAAGCGGGUGGCACAACCGAUGAAUAACUCGGAGGAGGUUUCGCCCGGGAGACAAGAUGAUCGCGGCGUUUUUCCCCUUGAAGAAACUGCGGCGCAACGGCAAAUAUCUCCUGUUCGGGGCGAUCCUGCUGGUCGGAGCUGUGGCCGUCUACAAUGAGAUGGUCGCUGCAAAAGCAUGGAGCAGUGAUAGCAGUAUGAAUCCUGACGCUGACGGCAGCAGCUGGAGGAGAGCCAUGUUUGACGAAAGGGUCAGAAGGGACCAUCAACAGGAGGAUUCAGAUACUUGGAGCUCCAGCUACACUCCACAAACCUGGAAACCAGAGUAUAAGGGACAGGCCAAUCUGCACGUCUUUGAGGACUGGUGUGGCAGUUCUACGGCUGACCUCGACAAGAACAUGCACUACCCGCUGUAUCCUCAUUCCAGGACUACAGUGAAGAAGCUGGCCGUCUCUCCUCAGUGGACCAACUAUGGGCUCAGGAUAUUUGGUUAUCUACAUCCAUACGCUGACGGAGAGUUUGUGUUUGCUUUGAGCUCUGAUGACAACUCUGAAUUUUGGCUCAGCACAGACGACUCUCCCCUCAAACUGCAGCUAUUGGCAUUGGUUGGCAAGACUGGCACAGAGUGGACUGCCCCGGGCGAGUUUGAGAAGUAUGCCAGUCAGACCUCCAGACCUGUUCGGCUGUCUGCUCAGAAGAGGUACUUUUUUGAAGUUAUCCACAAGCAAAACGACAGAGGGACUGACCAUGUGGAGGUGGCAUGGCAACUCUUGGAUCGCGACUUUAGGUUCAUGGUUAUUGAAUCGAAUCACAUCUCCCUCUAUGUUAAUGAGUCUGCCUUGUUACUGAGUGAUAUUGCCCACAUACCACAGACGGCUGCAAGCCACCAACAUGCCCCCACAAAACAGCACAGUGCCGCAGCAGACAUGCUGAGUAAAGAUCCCCGAGACACUCUCUACCAAGUGCCUUUGAUAAACAGCAAGUUCCUACAAGGUGUUCUGCCUGACUGCUCGUACAAACCCAGCUACACAAUCAAAGACUUCCCUCUGCUCCGCUACCAGGGACUGCAGUUUGUCCACAUGUCCUACAUCUACCCCAAUGACUACACCCGACUCACACACAUGGAGACACAGAACAGCUGCUUCUACCCCGAGAGCCCCUUCUACAUGAAGAUGUUCGGUUUCUCUAGAUACAUGAGACUAGACCGUCCUGAUAUGCAGGAAAAGGGAAACGCAGGCAGAGAUUUUGGUUUCCAGAGGAGGAAAUCGGUGCAAGAUGAGGAAGAGGACGAGUUUGACAAUGAAGCCUUCCAAAGAGAAAAGGAAAUCAGACCAGAGCAGAUGGAUAACGGCCUUUUUCCAGACUAUGGUGAUGAUUAUGAUGAUUAUGCUCAGAGACGCAGACGCAAACUCUUCUCCUUAGCCAUGCAAGAAACUAACAACAUACCGACGAACAACUCUAACACAAGACUGCUCGUAGAUGAGCUGCAGAGCAGGCAAAGGAAAGACAGUGUCCCGCAGCCUCAUCCAGAGCCACAGACAGCAGGUGAGCCUCUGCAGUCAGUGCCAACACAAGCCUUAAAACAUCUCCAGCUCCUGCGACAGAACAGGACAGACUUAAAACUAGAGGGCCUGGUUAAAAAAGUAGAACGGAUAAAACCAAAAGGAAAGUUGAGACCAGCAAAGAGACAAAAACUCAAAUCAGUAACGACAGCUGGGCGACCAGGAAAGACAAAUCCACCGAUACCAGUGGAGAGAGAGCAGCUUAAAGCAAAAGAACGACUAGUGGUCCCGUCAGACCAGCUCAAUUCUAAACAGCAUCAUAUCCAGAGGUCCCGUAAAAUGAACCAUACCCAAAUACAGAAACUCAAAGACUCAAAGCUUCAACCCUUGGAGAGGGAGGCUCCUCUGCCUGAAAAACCUGCAGUGGUCAAACAACGGAGGUUUGUAACCAGACAAAUUGAGAUCAAGCCAGCUGCCAACAAGCUCCUUACCACUCCUAAGAGGGACCGCUCUUUAGUAAGGCUAAAUCAGAAGGACAGAGAUAGCAAAAAACGCCUCAGGGAUAAGGAGAUCGAGAUGAAUAUGCCUCUACAAGUGGAUGAAGAAAGUAGCAUCCACAAAGCGAAAAUCGCUAAAGGCAAAAUGGACAAAAAGUGGUCGGAUACAGAAGGAGUGGAGGAGCAGGCAGGGAAGGAAGACAAGGUUCACAACAGGGCCGUGAACAGGAAAGACAUCGGAGAGGAUGAGAGAGACUCUCUAUGGGGACCAGGGACAGACUUGGAAGGUACGGAUGAUGAGGACCUUACCCCUGCCCCGGUGUUUGACACUGAGGUCAACUGGAGCCAAACCUUCAAGGUCAACCACCUGGACCUUCAGGCGCAGCGAUCGGAUUGGAUUGACCUGCACUGCAACGUCUCAGGCAACCUGCUGCUCCACUCCAGUGACGCUUUGCCCAUGGUCAAGGCUUUUAUGGACCAACUCAACGAAAAGAACAAUGGGCGGUUCACAUUGGUGCGUGUGGUUAACGUGGUGAAGCGUGUGGAUGGGGUCCAGGGCAGCCGCUACCUCCUGGAGCUGGAGCUGAAAGAUGUGGACGGCCAGCUGCUGCGCCUUUCGCACUACAUCUACACUCUGAUUCGCUACAGCAGGCAUCGCAGCAAGGAAUUCGGUUUCCAACGGUCGAAACCUCAGCUGGUGCUGUGUAACCCAGUGGGCUUCCGCUGGAAUCCUGUUGCCACUGUCCACUUCAUAGUACCGGUGAAGAACCAGGCUCGGUGGGUGCAGCAGCUGAUUGCUGACAUGGAACAGCUCUUCAGAGAAACUAAAGACACCAACUUCAAUCUCAUCAUCACAGACUUCAACAGCACUGACAUGGACGUGAGGAAGGCUCUACAGAAAUCCUCCCUCCCCAGGUACGAGUAUGUGAAGCUGAGUGGAAACUUUGAGCGAUCUGCUGGUCUGCAAGCAGGUGUCGACCUGAUAAGUGAUGACCACAGCAUUGUGUUUCUUUGUGACCUCCACAUCUACUUCCCUCCCUCCAUCAUUGAUACCAUCAGGAAGCACUGUGUGGAGGGUUACAUGGCCUUUGCUCCAAUAGUCCUAAGACUGGACUGCGGCGCUACACCAUUAGAGGCCAGAGGAUACUGGGAGGUCAAUGGCUUUGGUCUGCUGGGGAUCUAUAAGUCAGAUCUGGACACAGUCGGAGGAAUGAACACCAGGGAAUUCACAGACCGUUGGGGAGGAGAAGACUGGGAGCUUCUCGACAGGAUCCUCCAGGCAGGGCUGGAAGUGGAGAGGAUCUACUUGAGGAAGUUCUUCCACCACUAUCACUCCAAACGUGGCAUGUGGAACCGGCAGAUGUCGCCCAGACACAGGUGACCUUGUUCCCCCAUGACCACAGUCGCCACGGUUACAACCAUGGCAACCAGAGCACUUUAUUCCUGCUACAUAUUUGUAAUACCUGCUGACCGAAAGAGAGGGUUAUAUAGGAUGAUGACACAGGACGGGACACUGUCCUCAGUCUGUGAAACAGCAGUGUACAAGUGGCAGAAGGUCGUUGCUAAGGAGAUACUACUGAUAGACUUUAUUUCACUGGAUGUACUUUUGACUACUAAAAGGGUACUGGUUGAUGAGUGCCACUGUGUGAUAUUGCAUAUGAAGAUACUGCCGUGCACCACGAUGAUUUGUCUGACUGACCUGAUCCAAAGGAACUGACAUGAUCCAAAGACAAAAACGUAAAUUAAAUGACACACUCCGAGGAUGUAUACUCACAGUCGUAUAUCAAAAAGAUCACACGUCUUGCACAUGAGUCUUAACUGAAAAAUAAAUUUUUGUUUUGUUUGUCACAAAAUGAAAUAUAUGUCUUUGACUACAGAUUGUGUUUGUGGUAAACACAGCCGUAUUUGUCAUGUUGUAAAUGAUGAAAAACUUUAUAUUUAUUAUUUCAAUGUUUGUAGGAUUUUGUUUUUCAUUUGAGUUUAAUGUUAUUUCUACAAAUAUUUCAGACAAGUGUACCUCAGUUUGCUGUUGAGUGCCCUCCCUAUUUGUUCUCAUUCAUAUUAAUUGUGCCUUCUGUUGCGACUGUUAUUCAGGUACUGGGUUCACAUAGGGCUGUUUUUAACAGACGAGUUAGGAAAAGCCUUAAACUGGAAUAAUAAUGAUUAAUUAUUACAAUAUUUAAGGGAUUUUCAUGAUUGUAGAAUUUAGUUUUAUCAGAGAAGGAGUCAGUUCAACAGGCAACACAUUACAGACAUAUGGAACAGUAAUCAAAUAUCACAAAAACACAAACAUUGCAUUAUUGUUACAAUUUUUCAUAUUUCUCCCUACACUGCCACUUACCAAAGGUAAUAGUUGAAAGUAGAGCUGCAACGAUUAGUAGGUUUCAGCCUCUUGAAUGGUGAGAUUUCCCACCUGUCUCAGUUUUCGAUCAUACGGAAUAUCUUUGGGUUUUGCACUGACAAAACAAGACAUUUAAAGACUCUGAGAAACAGGGGUGGACUAUUUUUCACUAUUUUCUGACAUUUUAUAGACCAAGCAAUUAAUUGAUUCAUCUAGAAAAGAAUCUGCAGCAUAAUUGAUAAUGAAAAUAAUCGUUAGUUGCAACCCUAGUUCAAAAGUUCCUGUGCUGAAAAGUUUGUUUUUGAACAUAACGGCUAUUGAACAUUGUACAGCAUUAAGGGCCAUUUUAGUCAGUAACUUUUAAUGCUGCCAGCUCUUGUUGUUUUUAUUGAUCUACCUGCUGAAUUCAAUAGUUUGUUUUUUUCGAAAGAAUAAUUGUUUUGUUGAAUCUCAAAACCUAGUCAGGAAAUGUGGUUAGUGAAAAAUCUUUAUUGUGUUUAUAAUAUUGUUCUAUUGUUAUUUAAGACAAGGGCAGCAUUUUAUGAUUGUUAACAUUCCGGUUUAACAUCUUGUUGUGCCUUUCUUUGUCUUCUGACAUUGAUACAGGUUGAAUCGUUUCACUUGUCAUGUUCGAUUAAAAGCAAAACACAAUCCUGGCCUGAAACCAGACCACUGGCAAGAAUUGUGUGAUGUUUUUUCUUUCCCUUUUUCUUUUACGGAGGCAUUGACACAUUUGGUUUCUGGUUUGGCCAGAAUGCUAGAUGCUUUCCCCUUUCAUCUUUUACUACUACUUCAUCUCUAACUAUAUUGUUUUUAGAUAUACCUCAUACCUCUCUUUGUGUUGGGAGUUAACCUCUGCCUUAUUGUACGGUUCUGGAGUCUCUUCUCUCAGGGACAGUUUUUCCAUGUUACACUGCCUUGACAAAUCUGAGGAAUAAAUUUAUUUUCCCUUCA